Messenger RNA from Quercus robur (English oak), 2800 nucleotides. Its product is annotated as receptor-like protein kinase FERONIA. The coding region runs from base 227 to 2725 and encodes 832 amino acids. The record is from RefSeq and is a predicted model, not a curated record. Gene Ontology annotation, biological process: protein phosphorylation. The transcript is spliced from 2 exons. Gene Ontology annotation, molecular function: protein kinase activity; ATP binding. Lineage: Eukaryota; Viridiplantae; Streptophyta; Magnoliopsida; Fagales; Fagaceae.
UCACACAAGGCACAAACAACUUCGCAGUCCUCACUCUUCACCCCACCCUUUAUUUUUCCGGCAUAUACCAGUCUCUACAAACCUAGCUACAAAAUAUUGGGGGAGAUAGCUUGAUCGAAUAAUUCAAUAAUUUUGAUGCUAUUUAUCUUUGUAUUGUUGGAAGAAAGUAGCUUUUCCUCCUCUAAUUUUUCUCUCAAUUUGUUAGAGUCAGUAACCUCUUUCUCCCAUGAAGACCCACCAAAUCUUCUGCUUAUUCGUCAUUCUUUGUCGUAUUUUAACCGUAACCUCUACACCUCGUUAUAUUGCUGAUGAAAAUAUUACCAUCAGCUGUGGCUCCUCUGGCAUCUCAAGGGCGAAUGAUGAGCGUGACUGGAUCGGAGACAUAGGCUCCAAGUUCGCUCCCACAGAAGAACCUAAUCACAAGUCUGAUACCUCUACAGCCGAAAUCCAAGGUACCUCUAAUGCUGUCCCAUACAUGACUGCCCGUUUAUCCAACUGGCAAUUCACAUACGUGUUUCCGGUCACCCCUGGCCCAAAAUUUGUUCGGUUGUACUUUUACUCGGCUUCUUACUCAGGUUUUGAAAGGUCUAAGGACUUUUUCACUGUCAAAGCGGGUUCGUUCACCUUACUUGCAAACUUCAGUGCUUCCAUUCUUGCUAAUUCAUCGCGCCACAGUGAUAUUUAUAAAGAGUUUUGCAUCAAUGUCGAUAAGAGUCAAAAACUGAAUUUGACCUUCAUCCCUUUCUCUAGUAAUUAUUAUGCUUUCAUUAAUGGAAUUGAGAUAGUUUCCAUGCCUGAAGACUUGUACUAUAGGCCACAUAAUGUCGCUAAUGGUGAAGAACUCAUCCCUGUUUAUGUCGGCCAAGCUCCUCAGUUCUACAUAAACGACAGCAUGGCACUCGAGAUGGUUUAUCGAUUAAAUUUUGGUGGGGGCUCGAUAUCACCAAAGGAAGACACUGGCAUGUUUAGACAAUGGUCCGACGGCACUAUUUAUCGGUUGAGUGAAGGUGUAAACCCUCGUUUUGUAUCUAUGACACUCCAUUACUUAUAUAUACCAAAUUACACUGCACCUGACGCUGUCUAUCUGUCUGCAAUUUCAAUGGGCCCAAACAGCACUAGGAACUUGAUGUCUAAUUUGACAUGGGGAUUACUUGUUGAUACGGGAUUCAAUUAUCUGGUGAGGCUCCAUUUCUGCGAAAUAGAGCCUAACAUAUCCAUCCCCGGGGUAAGAAGAUUCAACAUCUAUAUAGACUAUCAGCAAGCUGAAGAAGCGGCAGAUGUAGUAUUGUGGACUGACAGUAACUAUAGGCCUUACUUCAAGGACUACGUAGUAAUGAUCAGAAAUAAGGGUGAGGACAAGCAUCUUCUUUCCAUUGAUCUACAACCUAGAUCAGACUCUAUUUUGUGGGAUGCCAUUUUAAACGGUGUGGAAGUGUUCAAGUUGAGUGAUCAAUAUGGAAAUCUUGCCGGACCCAAUAUGGUGCCUCCACUGCUGGAUCAAGAACCUGCUCCAGCAGCCAACGAAUCCAAGACAAAGAAAACAAUAUUCAUUGCCAUUGGAAGUGGUUUGGGCAUCUUAGUCGUGCUCACUCUAGUGUGUUGCAUGGUUCUCUGUAAACUGAAGAAGACUAGGCGUUUUGGUUCUUGCCAUCCUCUAGCAAAGUGGUGGUGUCGGUCUAGGCUAGAUCCUUACAAAAGAGAGUUCUCAAGGAGAGCAGCUUCAUCGCUGCCUGGAGAACUGUGCCGCUACUUCAGACUAGAUGAAAUCAAAACAGCAUGCAACAACUUCGACGAAGAUCUAAUUAUCGGUGUAGGUGGCUUUGGCAAUGUUUAUAAGGGUCUGAUUGAGCAGGGUAAUAUGAUGGUGGCAAUCAAGCGCAUGAAACAAGAAUCUCAACAAGGUGUUUGUGAGUUUUUGACAGAGAUUGAGAUGCUUUCUCAACUUCGUCAUGUGCACCUUGUGUCUCUCAUCGGAUACUGCAAUGAUGAGGGUGAGAUGAUACUUGUUUACGAGUACAUGGCAAAUGGUACCCUCCGCCACCACCUCUAUGACACCCUUAAUGAUCCCCUCACCUGGAAACAAAGGCUCCAGAUAUGCAUAGGAGCAGCACGUGGUUUGCACUACCUCCACACAUGUUCAAAGCACCCUAUUAUCCACCGUGAUGUGAAGACAACAAAUAUUCUAUUGGACGAGAAAUGGGUAUCCAAGGUUUCCGAUUUCGGAUUAUCCAAAAUUGGUUUAGAUAACACUGCGGUUAGUACACUAGUAAAGGGGACAUUGGGGUAUUUGGAUCCAGAUUAUGCUAGGCGCCAACAAUUGACUGAGAAAUCCGAUGUGUACUCAUUUGGUGUAGUGAUGUUUGAAGUGGUAUGUGCCAGAAAAGCAUUGAAUCCAAAACUCCAAGAAGAGCAGAGAAAUUUGGCAAGCUGGGCUCAGAAAUGCAUUGAUAGAGGAACCAUCAGCCAAAUCAUUGAUCCGUAUCUAACGAACAAGAUAGCACCAGAGUGUUUAAAGGUAUACAUGGAACUUGCAGAAAGUUGUGUACGUGAUCAGGGAAUCCAACGGCCCACGAUGAAUGAUGUGAUGGAAAACCUAGAGUUUGCAUUUGAACUCCAGGAGAAUGCAGAAGCAAGAGUAGAAGCAACCAAGGAUACUGAUUCAGAAGAGGUAUCAUUAAUUUCGUGUUGCGACUACCAAUGGAGCUCCUUGGUUGGAGUCGACUAGUGGAACUGAGUUAAGUACAAUUAGUAGUGGAUUAAGUUACCCUAGUCUUGAUUCUAUCACUACUAUUAGUAUCAC